GAGGAGGGCAAGGCCGCGGCGGCGGCGACGACGACACCCUUCCUCCCCCGACACACAGAGAGAGAGGGGAGGGAGGGAAGGAAAGGGCCGCUGAGUCCGAAGGGAAACUUCGCCGGAGAGUUUCCCGGAGACAUGGACGCCCUCAAGUCCGCCGGACGGGCCAUUAUCCGCAGCCCCAGCUUCGCCAAACAAAGCUGGGGAGGACGGCAUAAGAAGCUUCCAGAAAACUGGACCGACACCAGAGAAACCUUGCUGGAGGGGAUGCUCUUCAACUUGAAGUACCUGGGUAUGACGUUAGUUGAACAGCCCAAAGGAGAGGAGCUGUCUGCUGCUGCUGUCAAAAGAAUUGUAGCAACAGCAAAAGCAAGUGGGAAGAAACUCCGGAAAGUAACUCUGAAAGUGUCUCCCAGAGGAAUAAUUCUCAGUGACAGCAUAACAAAUGAACCUAUUGAAAACAUCUCCAUAUACAGGAUAUCCUACUGCACAGCAGACAAAGUGCAUGACAAGGUGUUCGCCUAUAUUGCCCAGAGUCAGCACAACGAGAACCUGGAGUGCCAUGCGUUCCUCUGUGGCAAAAAGAAAAUGGCUCAAGCCGUCACCCUCACAGUUGCUCAGGCAUUCAAAGUGGCAUUUGAAUUUUGGCAGGCCUCCAAGGAAGAGAAGGAGAAGCGGGAGAAGGCCAUCUUGGAAGGAGAGAGCACAAGCAGCCCAAGUUCGGAUAUCUCAGCCAAGGGAUCAGUCACUACAGAGAACCUACUAGACCUGGAGAACGUUGCUAAAAUGCCUUUGACUGUGAACACCAACUCUGUGCACUUAGACAGCAGCAUCUUUAGGCCGCAUUCAUCAGAAAACAACAAUGUUGUGUGGGCAAUGGAUGACGGGCUGGAUGAAGCGUUUUCAAGAUUGGCACAGUCUCGAACUAAUCCUCAGGUCCUCGACAUUGGUUUGACUGCUCAGGAUCUCCAAAGUGAAAUCCUGUCACCUGUUGACUGGGACAAAGUAGAUUCUGUGACGGCAGGAGAAAAAGAUGACCAUCUCUUUGGGUUCUGACGCUUUGUCUUCAUUUUCUCCUGACAAGCUUUUUCAAAUUAAUUAACCACUAGGAACUUGAUGCACUGCAGUCUGGGUGAUUUUAACUGGAGUUGGUUAUUGAGGAGGGGAGGACCAGCUAUCAAUUUUGUUCAGCUGGAUGGUGUUGUGGCACCCUGCAACUCUUUUGACCAAAGCUUUAGCUAUUUUAAUACAUCUUUAUACAUGAUGUUUCUUUCCUUCUUUCUCCUUUUUUUCUGGAGGGAGGUCUUUUCCUGUAUGUAAACGAUGAGACACUCCUUGAGCGUAUUUAUUCAAGAACCCCUUCAGUUUACAUAUAUUAUGGAAAUUUUGUAGCAUCAUCUAACUUAACAUUACAGUAUUAGACAGCUUUUCCCACUGGAAUACACAUGCUAGAAGAUAGCAUCAGCUCUAUCUUUUGAAAGGGUCUGCUGUACAACAUCAGAGUGAUUGGGAUUACAUUGGCCUUUUCUCAAGAUAAGCGUCCCAGCAAGGCAGGAGUUUCACUGGGGAGAAAGAGUUGGGAGCUGUGUGGCUGCUUAAAGCGGAGAGACAUUGGAGACUAGGAGAUGUGUUUGUGAGGCUAUAUUAUGGAAGACAGGAGAGUUGUUGUUGGUGGCCUUCUAGUCAACUGGCCCAUCCCACAGUCUUAUAGAUAGUCCCUUAGCAGCUACAUGCACAGGACAUAACUAGAUGGAGAUAAUCACAGGGAUCAGUAGGUUUCUUUCAGUACUUCUCAUCCACAGUCUGAAGAAAACCACCCAGUCUGUGACCCAUGCAGACCAGAAUUGAUGAAACUGCCCUCUUAAUCGAUGAAAGCCACUUGUCAUAUCCAACUUUUUCAGAGGCUGUGGCAGAGAGACGGAUAAGCCAUGUGAAGGUCUGUAUGUGGAUGGCUAGAGAACCACAAAGUCAGCCUGUUCUCUCCUUCUCAGUCAUCAAGGUCACAAACCCAAUAAAAGCUUCUCCCCUGAGUCCUGCCCAGCAUCCACCAACUCAGCCUUGUGGUAUCUCCACCACUCGGGAGAGGCCAGUUCCCUGUAUUGAGGACCCCAGUAACAGUUGUGCAUGUGUAGCUUGAUUCAUGUUGUCAGGAUCAGAAAUUUCCACAUGGAAAAGUAGCCAAUUUCCCUGAAAACCUGGUUCAUACUGCAACAUCCUGCCAGGAAUAUACUCAGACAUAAUUCAUUCUUGGCCACUUCUGUCAUCCUUGAAUUUCCUGGAGCUGGGUAAAAACAUGCACAUGAAUGGGACAGAAGUGGUGUGGCCUGACAUGUGUUGAGCCCCCUUUUCCUACUGGGCUGGACAGAGGGGGGCCCUAUGUGGUUUCCAUGCACUCUUAGGUCUAGUAUGUUCAUACAAUAGACAAGAGUCUUUCCCUGCAUUUCAUACUCAAGUGGCAAGAUCACAUAUUUAUAUAUUCAUCUUUUCGAUUAAUAAAGGAAAAAACAAGCUCACCGUACACAGACAACUAGAAUGUGAGAGAAGAAUGUUCUUCUUUAACCUUCUCCCUACCAUGCUUGUUUUCUGUUUGCGGGGAAGGUUGGAGGGAGGGAGUCUUGCAAUAACACUGAAUGCUGCCUUUUUAAAACAAAACAAAACACAUGUUCAUUUUUUUAUUCACUGUGUGUUAAUCUGCUUUUUGUGUGGCCCAGGACCACCCCCCAACUGAGAAUUUUGUUAGGAAUGGAGAUGCACAGAUGGUAGAGGAGGAAGGCCACAGCUUUCUCAGAAGAGGCCUUGUGGGUGAAGGAGAGAAGCUGUGUGUUUGUAUGCAACUGAAAGAGAGAAAAAAAGGAAAGGUUGUGUUUUGUCUCUGUGCCUACCAAGUUUUGAAGUUACAGUAUUGUGUUGAUUCUCCUUUGUGUUGAACUACUCCAGCCUCACUGAAUAAUGCUUUGAAUUCUGCAUUUUUUCACCCCUUCAGAUGAGUAAGAUCUGCUUGUAUUCUUCCUUUAAACACACUUCCUCUCCACACACAAAUGGGGAUAGGUCUUCAGCAAAACAAUAUUACCCGACAAAAAUUUAUGGGACCAAUGCCUGCCUGUGUUUAGGUGGCUUCAAAAUCAUCUUUAGUUGUGUUGCAUUUGCUCUGAAAUGCAUCUCCCUAUAUUGGAAACAGGAAAUUGUGAUGGCCGAUCAAACUCAGAGAACAAAAUAGUUGCCUUUGGAAUAUUCAGUGAACAAAAAUAAGUGAUUUCUUUCUAAUCCACUUUCAGUUGGAGUAGGCAUACUUUAUCUUUAAGACUUGUAGCUUUGCACUAUAAAAACAAAACUUGAACUGAAAUUUGGAUUCAGGUGUCACAACAAGGUUGUGUGACUCUGUAACCUUUCUUUAUCUGCCCUUUUGAAAAUACUGUUUCCUCAGAAAGGCACUACAUUCAUCAGAUAUUCUUUCUCAGACUGACCUCUUUUGCUCUUUUGCAGCGGAAAACAUUUGAAGACACGUCCAUCACAUUGAUGGAGAUUAUAGACAAUUCUGCUUUCCCUUGCUCUUUUUACAUUUACUAUCUAGGAGGGAAUUUAUUGCUGAGGUUUUGCUAUCCGUUGACAGCAAUGGACCUUAUGGUUCUUGUAUUUCUUCUUUCUUCCUUUUCUUCUACCAUCACCACCUUCUCUUCUUCACCUUCUCCUUGUCUUCAUCUUCUUCUUCCUCAUCUCCUUCUUCCACUUCUUUCUCCAACUGCUUUCUUUCUCUUCCUUUUAUUACUCUUCUUCAUUUCUUCUUUCUUCAUAUACUUCCUCCUUGCUUCUGAUAUUUUAUUCUUUCUAACUCUCAUUCAUCCCUUACUCUUUUCAUUUCUCCCUCUCUGCUUCCUCCUUUUCUUCUUUGUCCUUCUCCUUUUCCUCUUUGUAAAGGCAACUCCCAUUUCUAUUUCAACAAAAAACUUAUUGUUCCCUCCACAUUUAAGCCACUAAAUUGAAAGAUGUCAAUUUGUCUUUAAAAAAUAUCAGACAUUCCCUUGGCCUUUCUAUUGUAAAAAGGAUCAUUACAUGGUUGUUGAUAUAUAUAUGUGUAUGUGUGUGUUCCCUCUUCUCUCCUUCUACCCACCUGCAGUUCUUGCAAAAGCUGAGAAAAGAAUGUCUCAGCCUGGCUUCUCAUUUUGUAAGACUGGAUUUAGAAAAUUAAAUAAUGGAAGAAGCAGGAUUAUGGUCAUUAAGAGAUUACGCUAAACAGUGAUCCUGAAUAGCUGCGCUGUGACACAGUUUGCCGUGUUUGUGGCCUUGUUCGAAAUAUACUAAUCUGUUUUAUAGAUUUCUAAUUCAUAAUUGGCCUCUGAAAUGCUCAUUUCACUGUCCCCAAAGACCCUUGUUUAUAAACUUCUUUAUACUACCGUUGGGCAAAAUAAAACUUGUCAGACUUUCUGUUUGGAGACUGGCAGACAGAUGAAUCUGAAACAAGAUAGUUUUGAAGCUUAGAACUUGUAUGCUUUGUGUACUAUGUUGGCCCCAUAGGGGUCAAAGGAAUCUUCUUCUCAUGAAAAUGGGAAUUUCUGUAGUGUGCUCUGAUUUGCACAUAGCGCAAACUCUUCUGCUGUUUGGGUAGACCAUACGAUGCCAGUGAAAGAUCUCAACUAAAACAUGUCUGUCUAGAUGUAGACAUCAUGCAAAGGAAUCUUGUAGCACCUUUGAGGAGAACCGUGUGAAGGAAGUGGUAGCAUAAGCUUUCAUAGACCGUCUAUGAAAGCUUAUGCUACAGUUUCUUUCGCACAGUUAGUCUCAAAGGUGCUAGAAGAUCCCUGUACAUACUGAUGUUGCAGACUAACACAGCUAUGCCUCUGAAAUCUAGAUGUAGACAGUAUCCCUCAUCUGCCCAGAAAUAGAGUAAGGCCCCCAAAUAGACCUUUGGCCUACCCAUGGCGAUGAAUGAGAUGGUUGACUUGAUGCAAUCAAUUCAGGGGGAUGUGAGGGGACCAUGUUGUACAUGGUUGUAAAAUCUCUGCUUUAAAAUAUCUAGCACAUAACAGAGCAAUAUUGUAGCUUUGCCCAUUCAUGCUGAUCAUUAUCUACUGACAUGGGGUUUUUUCAUGUCGAGGGGAAUUUUUAAAAAUUGAUUCUUUCCCCAUGUCAACAGACUGAAAAAGUACACUCUUAAAAUAAGUGUACCUCAGGUCUCUUAUCACCUCAUUCCCUUCCAUGAGUAGACUCAAUUUAACUUUCUGUGGCAGGGCAGGGAGCUUGAUCAUUAAGAAAAUUGCAGAAAGACUAGCAUAAGAUAUUUCAUCUCUAUAUGAAUAUUUUAUUCUUUCCUUCGAAAGAUAUUUGGAGUACAUUACAUACGAUGCACAAUAUAAUGCUUCCAUGUAUAUACUUAAACUUGUGCUGUAAAUGCCUUUGGAAAAAGAAUAAACAUUUUGACUUUUUUCCCAAA
Molecule: messenger RNA, 5422 nt
Organism: Sceloporus undulatus (fence lizard)
Lineage: Eukaryota; Metazoa; Chordata; Lepidosauria; Squamata; Phrynosomatidae
Gene: LDLRAP1
Product: low density lipoprotein receptor adaptor protein 1
Exons: 9
Coding region: 133-1050 (305 amino acids)
Cellular component (GO): early endosome
Source: RefSeq, a predicted model, not a curated record